This is a messenger RNA of Maniola jurtina (meadow brown), 1814 nucleotides long. RefSeq names its product CCAAT/enhancer-binding protein gamma-like (gene Irbp18). Bases 412 to 777 code for a protein of 121 amino acids. Gene Ontology annotation, biological process: regulation of transcription by RNA polymerase II; DNA-templated transcription. Gene Ontology annotation, molecular function: RNA polymerase II cis-regulatory region sequence-specific DNA binding; DNA-binding transcription factor activity, RNA polymerase II-specific. Lineage: Eukaryota; Metazoa; Arthropoda; Insecta; Lepidoptera; Nymphalidae. The record is from RefSeq and is a predicted model, not a curated record. The transcript is spliced from 2 exons.
AGUUCGAUGGACGUCAUAGUGACAUUAUUCGAUUAUUAAUUUUUGUAAAUCGCAAGUGUUUAGUUUACGUCCUUUACGAAUUAAAAAAAAUAUUAUAUACCUUAGAACCAUCAAUAAAAAUAAUGACUCAAUCUAGUUAAAUGAGCUGUAAGCAUUUAUUUUAAAUACGACAUGAUAAGAUAACUCAUAACAAAUAAGAGUCAGUGUCAAAUAAAUAGUGAAAGGUUACACAAGUAACAACAAAAUUGUGGUGCAAUUUUAUCAUAAUCAGGAAUAAUAAUUGCGUCAUAUUAUCGCAAAAAAACUGUUGUUCUAUACGUCUGUAAGUUUAACGAAUUGCGACCGUUCACUAUCAGAUUGGAGAGGAUUGUGCCCGGAUAUAUGCAAGCAGAGUGUUAGUAAAUAUUUUUGAUGAUAUUAGAGGACUCCUGGGAUAUGCCGCCUGAAAAGCGCGGGAGGCGAGGAGUUAGCGACGCGGAUGACGAAGACGACGACUACAGACGAAAGCGAGACCGUAAUAAUGAGGCAGUCAAAAAGAGCAGAUACAAGUCAAAACAGCGAACACAAGAAACCUUUACAAGAGUCAACAAACUGAAAGCAGAGAAUCAAGCGCUUGAAGAAAAAGUGAAAACUCUGACAAAGGAUCUCCAAUUCCUCAAGGAACUGUUCAUGGAAUAUGCAUCUAAUACCGAUAACCCAAAGUUUGAGGGUAUAGAUCUAAAUAAACUGCUGGAAGAUGUGCCAGAUGAGAAAAAAGGCAGUAGCAGUAAAUCAUAAAGGAAAACAUGAUGACAUUAUAAUAAUUAAGCACUGUCUAGUUGACAAUGGUAGAACCAACAUGUUUGGGCAUGUUAUCAAUUCCAUUAUUAUUCUAUAGUGACAAGUUGGGAUUUCUCAAUGAAAAUAGCACUUGAAUCAGUGUAGUAUGGGAGAAUUAUGCUUUUUUUUGAGCCUUCAUGACAAAAUCUUUAUUUUGGAAAAAUAUUACUUGGAUCCACUAUGGUUCUACCCUUGCCAGUUAUUGUAUGGGACUAGAGACAAAUAGAAUGGAGCUUUGCUAUAAUGUGACAUGUUAAAAUGUAAGGGAAGCACCAUAUCUGUGAGGAGAAGACCACCUUUCUUUGUCACUGUGGGUUAUUUCUAUUCAAGACUUUAUGUGCACCAAAAUCCAAUUAUUUAUACACCUUCAACCUUCGUUCUAGUAUCUAUAAGCUUGUAGCCUGUAAAAUGUUCUUAGGAAGUUUCUAGUGUUAAACAUAUAAUUUACACCUAGUACAAAAGUUAAUCAACAGACAAAAGGUGUAACUGUAGUUUAUAAGUGUAUUACAGAUAAAUUAAACAAAGCACAUUAACACAUUGCACCAUUCUAGUUUGACUAGUGAAGUAUGGUGAUCUUCAAAAGGUGAAUUUUUUAGAACAUGCACUAUAAUAAUUUGGAAUUUAAUCAUAACUAGCAUUCCAAUGCCAAUGAUUUCGUUGAUGUGAUAUAAUUUAUAUGCCUAAAGCACUGGGAUCUAUCUAUAAGUGAACUUUUGGAAUAGGAGUACCUACCUUCUUCAUCUAAAUUUACAAACUUUAGCUCUAUUAUAUAAGUGUAGAUGUGUACAAAAGUGUCAAGAAUAAAAGAAAAAUAGUACUUAUUGAAAAGUUGUAUCCAAUAAAUUACUUUUAAGUGUAAAUGUGUCAUUUUACUAAUGAAUUUUAUGCCAUUUUGUUGUUUUUUUUUUUUUACAAAUCUAUGUUUACAAUACUAUAUUUAUUUAUAUUUGGAUAAAAUGUGAAUGAGUGAACAAUAAAUUUAUUUUUAGAAUAAA